Molecule: messenger RNA, 969 nt
Organism: Phycodurus eques (leafy seadragon)
Lineage: Eukaryota; Metazoa; Chordata; Actinopteri; Syngnathiformes; Syngnathidae
Product: lysosomal membrane ascorbate-dependent ferrireductase CYB561A3-like
Exons: 5
Coding region: 101-841 (246 amino acids)
Cellular component (GO): lysosomal membrane
Molecular function (GO): oxidoreductase activity
Source: RefSeq, a predicted model, not a curated record
AUCACGUCUUCCGUUUGACGUGAGUGAACCCAAGCCAAUCCUUUGGCUGCUCCAUAAUUGUAGAGUCUGAGCGAGGAGGUAGCCGAGUGGACACUUUUCAAUGGGAGCGCGUUUUUAUUUCUACAUGUCUACAUGUCUGUGCGUGACAUUGGGCCUCCUGUGCGUGGUCUUGGUCGUCUUCUGGAACUGGCGUUGGCGCGGAGGAUUCGCCUGGGAUGGAACUGAGGCCCAGUUCAACUGGCAUCCCGUCCUCAUGAUCAGCGGACUGUUGGUCCUCUACGGCCUCGCUGCCCUCCUGUUCCGUGUGCCUUGGGGGUGGUCUCAGAAGAAGCGCGGAUGGAAGCUGGUCCACGCGGGACUGAUGCUGGCCGCCCUGCUGCUCGCCGCCGUUGGCUUGCAUGUUGCCUUCGUCGUGCACCGCAGCCUGAAGAUCCCCUCAAUGUACUCCCUCCACAGCUGGGUGGGAAUGUCUGCCGUGGUGACGUUUGCGUGGCAGUGGUUCCUGGGCCUGGUCGGCUUCUUGCUGCCGUGUUCUGCGCCGCAAUUAGGCCACGCCCUGAAGGGGAUCCACGUGUGGACGGGAAAAGCAGUGCUGAUGCUCACCCUGGCCGCCUGCGUCAGCGGAAUCAACGAACAGCUCUCCUUUGCACUCGACGGUGUGUCGGCGGACGCUUAUAGCUCGCUGCCUGCGGAGGCGCUGUUUGCCAACACACUGGGCAUCCUGACCGUGGCGUUCAGUGUUCUCGUGCUCGGAAUUCUGUCAAAAGCCGACUGGCGACGUCCUGAGGCCAACACUGACGCCGAAACCGCUCCGAUUUUGCUGAGAGAGGAAGCCACUUAAGGACCACGACAACAGAGUGUGACAAAUCAUAUUAGCUAUUAAAAUAUUCAAAAUAUGAUUAUAAUAAUAAUCACGCACAUAUGAUUGAUUUGUUACACUUUAUGAUUCCUGCAUUAAUAAACAAUACU